This is a messenger RNA of Rhinolophus ferrumequinum (greater horseshoe bat), 3255 nucleotides long. RefSeq names its product coiled-coil domain containing 110 (gene CCDC110). The annotation marks the transcript as partial. Gene Ontology annotation, cellular component: cytoskeleton. The transcript is spliced from 7 exons. NCBI's taxonomy places the organism in Eukaryota, Metazoa, Chordata, Mammalia, Chiroptera, Rhinolophidae. The record is from RefSeq and is a predicted model, not a curated record.
AUGACCUUGGCAAAAGCGGACUUUGAGUGCCCAAUCCCAAGGAAGGGAAGGAGAGCGCCCCCGUGUGGAGAGCGCUGGCAUCAGCGUGCAGAGCCUUGGGGGAAGACGCAGGGAGAAAAACGCCCAAGUGAGAUUGCUCCUGGGUUUGGGAGGGCACAGCAAAGAGUGGGACAUUCUCAUCAUGUAGCUGUCCCAGGCGCGGCUCUGGCGGGACAAGCAUCCCAUCCCGGACACAAGACCGCGGACCUUAGCGCGCUCCUCAGCGCGCACCUCCCACCUCCUCACCCCCACCCAUCCGCGUGCCCUGCAUCCGCCGGUGGCGUCCCAGCCACCCCGUUACCAGGGGGACCCGUGGGCAGUGGACGAGUAGUGGAGGUAGCCGCCUCCUCUGGUCCCGGCCCUUUCACCCCAAGAUGGGUCCGUUCUGGAUUGCGAUCUUCUGGACUAGCCACACACCGUGCUUAUACCGAGAAGAAAAGCGCUUCCUUCUUCCCUGUGCCCUGCCUCCAGCCUCCUAGCCACCCUGUCCCGCCGCUGAUAUGUGGCUCUAGCACGCCCUCCAGUGGCCUCUUAGGGCGUCGGCAUCCCGACUCCCCACGCCUCGCCCCCCUUCUUCCAACAAAACCAAAACCCAUGUAUGGUUCUGUUACAGAAAAGCAUCUUGAGGAAGGAGAUGAAGUUGACUGCGUUCUCCUUUCAGCGUCCAAGAUCCUAAAUUCCUCUGAAGGGAUAAAGGAAAGUGGUGGCAGUGAAACAGAAUAUGGCUGCAUAUCAGAAUCAGAAAAUCAAAUUCAACCACAAUCGGCAUUAAAAGCCCUUCAGCAUCAACUGGAAUCAUUUCAGGCUCUCCGAAUACAGACUUUGCAGAAUGUCAGCAUGGUACAGUCUGAAAUCAGUGAAAUAUUGAACAAAAGUAUUAUUGAAAUAGAAAACCCACAGUUUAGCUCAGGAAAAAACCUAGUAUUCAAUGCACACAUUGAAAAGCCUAUAGAGAAUCAAGAAGAAAUCCUUUCUAUGGAGAAACUUCAUCAUUUUAAGGAUUCCAAGACUCUUCAUUCAAUAGAAGAAAAACUCAGUAGCGAUAAUGUGAACAGUCUCUCUCAAGGUAUAAAUAUUCCAUCCCAGAUACAGUUCAAGGAUAUUUUAACUUUAAGAACUUCAACAGAUAAUUCAGCUUCAAGCAUAAUUAUGAACCCUUCAGAAAAUUCUGACUUGUUGAAGAAUUAUAAUAACCUUUAUAGUUUUGUACCUAAUGCACCUCAAAAUGUGAUGUCUCAAGCUGAUACAGUAAUUCUGGAUAAAUCCAAAAUUACUGUGCCUUUUCUCAAGAAUGGAUUUUGUGAAAAUUUAGAUAAUAUUUGCCACUCUAUCAAACAGAUGAAGGAAGAGCUUCAAAAGUCACAUGACAGGGAACUGGCACUUACAAAUGAACUUCAUACUUUAAAACUUGAUACAAAUAUUCAGAGUAAUAGCAAAUAUGACCUGUCCCCCAUUCACAAGGAAAAAAUUAAUUUUAUCAAGGAAGAAAAUAUAGAAAAUAACUUAAAUGAAGAUAUAAAAUCAAAGAGAAUUUCAGAAUUAGAAGCAUUAGUAAACAAAUUACUUCCACUCAGGGAAACAGUGUCAAAAUUCCAUGUGAAUUUUUGUAGGAAAUGUAAGAAAUUAUCUAAGAGUGAAACACACAGGAGAAAGAAGAAUGAGAAAAACAAUAAAGAAAUUCCUAUCACCAGUAAGAAUAUUACAGAUUUAAAAUUCCAUUCCAGAGUUCCAAGACAUACACAGUCAUGCUUUGACCCAACAAAAUAUGAAAUGAAAGACAAAGAAAGGCAAUCAUUUGUAGUAAAACAAGGAUCAAUAAAAUUUGAAAAUGAGAAAACAUCCAAAGUCAAUUCUGUUACUGAGCAGUGUGUUGCAAAAAUUCAGUACUUACAGAAUUACCUAAAAGAAUCUAUGCAGAUACAGAAAAAAGUAACAGAACUGGAGAAUGAAAAUCUAGCACUUAAGACCAGAAUAAAACCUCUUGUCUUUACCACACAAUCUCUGAUACAAAAAAUUGAAAUAUAUGAAAAGCAACUUAAGAAUUUGGUUGAAGAAAAGAAUACUCUUCACUCCAAAUUAAUUAAAACAGAAGAAGAUGGCAAAGAAUGUCUUAAAGAAUUGAAAAAAAUAAUUGGUAAAUACAAUGUUCUCCAAGGACAAAAUAAAACUCUAGAGGAAAAAAAUAGUCAACUUUCUUUGGAGAAGCAACAAAUGAUAGAAACAUUCGAUCAACUAAAAGAUAAGGAACACAAAACUCAAAAUGAUAUGACCAUUGUCAAUAAUGAAAAUAAUCAAAUGAGUAUAGAAAUGGAAUCAAUGAAAACAAAUCUUCUAUUAAUACAGGAUGAAAAGGAAAUGUUAGAGAGAGAAACACACCAGCUUCUAAAGGAAAAAAGUUCACUUGAAAAUGAACUAAAAGAAAACAAGCUAGAGAUAAUGCAGCUAAAAGAGAAAGAAAGAUUGGCAAAAAUUGAACAAGAGGCAUUUCUUCAAAUAAUAGAAACAGUUAAAAAUGAAAAAAUUAAUCUUGAAACAACAUUACAAGAAUCUACAGCUGCUAGACAAAUGAUGGAAAGAGAAAUUGAGAAUAUUCAAACAUACCAAUCCACUGCAGAAGAGAAUUUUUUGAAGGAAAUAAAAAAUGCAAAAUCAGAAGCAGGUAUUUAUAAGAAUAGUUUAUCUGAAAUGGGCAAUGAAUGUGAAAUGUUAUCAAAAAUGGUAAUGGAAAUUAAAGCAGAUAAUCAGAUUCUAAAAGAAGAACUAAAAAAGCAUAGUCAAGAAAAUAUAAAAUUUGAAAACAGCAUCAGCAGACUUGCAGAAGACAAAAUACUUUUAGAAAAUUAUGUAAGAAGUAUAGAGAAUGAAAGGGAUACCUUGGAGUUUGAGAUGCGGAAUCUUCAAAGGGAAUAUUUAAAUCUAAGUGAAAAAAUCUGUGGUCAACAUAGUGACCUAUCAAAACCUGGUUACAUUUCAAGAAGAGAGAAAUUCCAUUUUGACAACUAUGAUACUUAUGAAGACACCUCUAAUCCCAGGAGUAGGCCUUUAGCUCCUGAUUUGAAAGGUAUGUAUAUUGUGGUGGAUAGUAGAGACGUAUUUAAGAUUCCUGUAGCCCAGGGGUGUCCAAACUUUUUUCAACGGUUUUCACCAAGGGCCAUAUGCGGUAAAAUACACAAACAGCCGGGCCACUCACUCGAGGUGAAGUACGUAUUGCCUCAC